Messenger RNA from Anolis sagrei ordinatus, 1106 nucleotides. RefSeq names its product phosphatidylinositol glycan anchor biosynthesis class H (gene PIGH). The record is from RefSeq and is a predicted model, not a curated record. Gene Ontology annotation, cellular component: glycosylphosphatidylinositol-N-acetylglucosaminyltransferase (GPI-GnT) complex. Gene Ontology annotation, biological process: GPI anchor biosynthetic process. NCBI's taxonomy places the organism in Eukaryota, Metazoa, Chordata, Lepidosauria, Squamata, Anolidae.
GCGCCUCGGAGGCCCGCGCUCGUCGCUCCCUCCAUUGCCGCUGGGAAAUGGCGGAGGAAGAGCGCAGCUUCCUGACCGUCUCCGGGCAGCGCAUCACGUUGCAGCGCCGCCAGCACAGCGCCGCCUGCCGGGAGUUCCAGGUGCGCUGCCCGCGGCUCCAGCUGCGCUCCCUCAGCGCCGCCACGUGCUCUGUGUGGCUCGCGGCCUACGGGCUCUUCGUCCUCACCGAGAACAGUGUAGUCCUCUCCGCUGCCAUAUUUGUCACACUGAUCGGUCUGCUUGUCUACUUGCACUUCGUGAAGAUCGACCAGGAGUCCCUGCUGAUCAUUGGUUCUCUUGGGAUACAGAUGACAUCAUCUUAUGCGUCUGGCAAAGAGAGUACGGCGUUUAUAGAAAUGAGCCAGAUAAAAGAUGUGGUCAUCAACGAAGCCAUCUAUAUGCAAAAGGUUAUCUAUUACUUGUGCAUUCUUCUCCAAGACCCUGUGGAACCUCAUGUUGUUUCUGAGGUGGUACCACUUUUUCAGAGCUCCAAGCCACGCUUAGACUGCCUUGUAGAAGUGUAUAAAAGCUGCCAGGAGAUCUUGGAGCAGAAGAAGAAAUCUUGACACCAGUGUUUAACGCUAAAUAUUUAUUGAGGCAGAAUGUUUGCUGUAAUGCCAACUCUAAGAAAUACUUGUGAAGGCAUUGAAAAACAAGCAUGUUAAUGAACUUGGAUAACUAGAUGGUACAGUAUUCUGAAGAAUCCUUGGGAAGGAUUGAAUGCACAACCUUGAAAUGUUAAGAGAAAAACACGUUCCCAAGUUCUUCUUUUGUCAACAUGAUGAUGGUGUAAGAAACUCAAUGAAAAUCUUUUCUGUCAAAAAUUAACUUUCUGUGACUGGAAACCUACAAGGAAAGUUUUGCAGAAAUGUUCUGGAAGCAAGAAACUGACUCUUUUUUAAUAGAAACACUGUUCAGUUUCAUUUUUUGAAGCCAACUUAUUUUUGCUUAUGAGAUGUACUUAUGUUCAUGUGGUGUACCUGCUUACACACUCAGGUUUGUCAUUAGAUUUGUCAUUUUUAUUACUUGAUUCAAAUGUCUGUAAAUAAAGAUUUCUCUAAAGCAUG